Molecule: messenger RNA, 267 nt
Organism: Rotaria sordida
Lineage: Eukaryota; Metazoa; Rotifera; Eurotatoria; Philodinida; Philodinidae
Source: the annotation of a GenBank genome assembly
AUGAAUAUUGCUGGUGAUGAAUCAAAUGAUGGUGAUGAAUCAUCGGAAAUAUUUGAUUCGAACGACGAAGAACAAUCAUUAUUUGAUAACAGUAAUGAAGAAUUCGUGGAUGAUAGGUCAACAGAUGUUAUUCAAUCAGAUUAUGAUACUGUUCGUGAACAAAGAAUGAUUUUAUUUGUAUUGAAAAAAUGUCGUGGUUUAACGUCGAUGAUUAAACGAUCAACAAUUAUUACAUUAUGUUUUGAUGCUGAACGAAAAAAAUUUUAA